Messenger RNA from Panicum virgatum (switchgrass), 839 nucleotides. RefSeq names its product crocetin glucosyltransferase 3-like. The record is from RefSeq and is a predicted model, not a curated record. The transcript has 2 exons. Lineage: Eukaryota; Viridiplantae; Streptophyta; Magnoliopsida; Poales; Poaceae. Bases 39 to 629 code for a protein of 196 amino acids.
AGAACAAGCAGCUGCUCGUCCUUGCACUGUCCGCUGCCAUGGGUCACGAGCAAGACCACGGCGCCGGCCACCUCCUCCUCUUCCCGUUCCUGGCGCAAGGCCACCUCAUCCCGUUCCUCAACCUGGCCAGGCGCCUCGAGAGCCAAGGGCGGCGUCGCAGCAGCGGCCAGCGCCGUCUCGUGGUCACCAUCGUCAGCACGCCCCGCAACGUCGCCGACCUCCGGCGCGCGGUGCCGGCCGGAUCGUCCAUCGGCUUCGCCGAGCUGCCGUUCUCGCCGUCGGACCAUGGCCUGCCGCCAGACGCCGAGAGCACCGACGCCGUCCCGCUCCGUUCCUUCCCCGCCUUCUACAUGGCCACGGAGCUGCUCCGGCCGUCGUUCGAGGAGCUCGUGGCGGAGGUCGCGGGGAGAGAAGGGCGCCAGAACGUGUGCGUCCUCGCGGACAUCUUCCUGGGCUGGACAGCCGAGAGCGCCCGCGCGCUCGGCGUCCAGCACCGCGUGUUCCUCACCUCCGGCGCUAUGCCUCCGCCCUCACCUUCUCCAUCUGGCUCCGCCCGCCUCCGGCUGCGGCUGCACGAACGGACUCGACAGCGGAGGCAUACCUCUGUCGCUGCCAGUGGGUCUCGCUGAUUUGCAGACCGGGAUUUGAGAGUCUGGUUGGAGUUGGGUCCGAAUUUGGACCUCUAGAUCUUGCAGGUCGGAUCCUAAAUUGAAAAAAUAGGGACUCAUUUUAAGAGCCCCGCUGGAGGUGCUCUUAUCCUCUCCAAUCCCCUUUGCCUUUGGGAGGGGAGGUGACUAAGCAAACAAGGCCUAAGAGAUACUCUCGCGAUGCAAGUAGCC